Cynara cardunculus var. scolymus (artichoke) is the source of this 628-nucleotide messenger RNA. RefSeq lists its product as uncharacterized. The record is from RefSeq and is a predicted model, not a curated record. Lineage: Eukaryota; Viridiplantae; Streptophyta; Magnoliopsida; Asterales; Asteraceae. Bases 150 to 356 code for a protein of 68 amino acids. The transcript is spliced from 3 exons.
AAUCAGCACACCCAAUUCCGGCUGCGCCUAGAUUAUUUCAUCCGAUCGACCCGUAAUCCCGCUGCAUCCUUGCCUCUUCCGUGGUUUCUAGGUCAUCGAUUCUCCGUACCUGCUUUUGCGCGAAUACUCUCACUUUAUCAUCGAUCAGGAUGUCGGACGAGGCACCUUUUAGACCGAGAGAACAGCUCAUUGAGAAGCAAAGAUUGUUUCAAAGCAUCCACAAACACACUCAUCUGAAAGGUCCUGUGGACAAGCUCACAUCCGUUGCCAUUCCUCUCGCUCUCGCGGGUUCUUGUUUGUUUCUCAUUGGACGGGGAAUCUAUAACAUGUCUCAUGGAAUCGGAAAGAAAGAAUGAGAAUCUGAAGUUUUUUCCCCAAUGAAGGCACAUAAACAGUUUACUACUUUUGAAUUCCCUUUUCGUAUUAGACUCUCGCGUUGUUCGAGUUUCUGGUUUUAUGAACUUUGAAUAAUUAUGUGGUAGCAGACGUGUUGCUAGCAACGGUGGUCUGAUAUCGGUCAUCAUUUAUUUGUUUGGCAGCGGGUUGAACCUGCACCGCUGCAUUUUGACGUUAUAUUUUCUGUUCUUUUAGCAUGAAUGUGAAUGGUAAGGGCUUAGCUUGAUGGCCA